Molecule: messenger RNA, 2575 nt
Organism: Lingula anatina
Lineage: Eukaryota; Metazoa; Brachiopoda; Lingulata; Lingulida; Lingulidae
Product: glycine receptor subunit alpha-1
Biological process (GO): monoatomic ion transmembrane transport
Cellular component (GO): membrane
Molecular function (GO): transmembrane signaling receptor activity; extracellular ligand-gated monoatomic ion channel activity
Source: RefSeq, a predicted model, not a curated record
AAUGUUAAACUUCCAUGCGGGAGAGGAGGGGGGGCUUCACUUAUUUCUAUGAUUUUACUUGAUAUCAAAAGUGCAUUAUUUAUUUUAAUAGCUGAUUGACCUAAUAUGAAUUUUUACAUAAUUUGUUUCUUACACACAUUUUUGUAACAUUGGGAAAAAUUACCAAGCAGUUAACCUUUCGUGGUUCAAGCGUAGUUUGAGUUAAACCCAAAGGUCUAUCAGCAAGAGGCGUCAGUUAACGCUUUAUUUUUCUCUAUUUUUUAGCCCCAGCACUAUCUAAAUAGCAUGUUUAAUUCUUGUCAUUUAUGAGGACUUAACUCGCUGUUUUCAGCGAUUCCAGUUUUCUUCUGGUGUAAUUCCAAUUUGUUUCACCAUAACGGAUAAGCGCUGAUGGGGGUGCAAUUCAGUUGCAAUGAAUUAAAUGGCCCAAAAUAUGACUUGAUAAAAACCAUUUGUUCUCACAACAGCUAUUGUAGGUGGUUUUAGUUUCUUGGAUACCGUUGUCUCCGGAGACUUAUUGAUCGACAAAUAUUGCGGCAGGUACCUGGUAUUCUAUACCUACUGUGGUCGAAGCAGAUGAAGCCAGUUACUUUCAGGCAUCAUUUGCAACAGCAAUGAAGUCAUUUGUGGGUUUGCAAGUAGUGCUUUUAGUGAUAUUUCUCACAGGAUGCAAAUGUAAAGAAAUUGAAAAGGUGGACUAUACUGAUGCAAAAUCUUCCCUUCUUGCACAGAUGGACCCACUUAUUUACGAUCCCGAAGUGAGACCUCAUUUGAUUUCCGGUACACCAGAGGUCGUCGCAGUGGGGAUUGAAAUCGACACAUUCAGUGAAAUAAGUGUCGCAAAAAUGGAUUUCACAGCUGAAAUUUAUCUUCGACAGUACUGGAUGGAUCCAAGGCUUGCAGAUAAUGGUUCUUUUGGUCUACCAAUAUCUCUAACAGCCAGCGAAACGGUAUCAAGUAUCUGGAAGCCAGAUUUGUACUUUUUGAACGAGAAAAGUGCCAAGCUGCACAGUGUUCCCAGUCCAAACAUUCUGUUGCGCAUUUGGCCGACAGGGCAGAUACUUUACUCUCAAAGACUGUCCCUAACGAUUGGUUGUCAGUUUGACUUUUUCAAUUUUCCAAUGGACGUACAGAUAUGUAAACUUGAGAUGCAGAGCUAUGCGUACUCUACAGAUGAUCUCCAUUUUAGGUGGCACGAGCCACCGAUAGAUUUUAGGAAAAGUGAUCUUAAUUUCCCAGAAUUUGAACUGAUAGACAUUGAAGUAGAUAAAUCCAUAGAAGAGCAUCAGGCUACAGGUAAUUAUUCUCGGCUGAUAGUUGCAGUCCGCAUUAAACGCGAUUCCCGCCCUUACAUCAUCAACAUCUACGUUCCAAGUACAGUAGUGGUCAUUCUUAGCUUCAUGAGCAUGUGGAUAGACCCCAGGGCGGUUCCAGCCAGGGUGACCAUAGGGAUCAUCACAGUCCUGACCACUAUGACCCAGAGUGUCAAUAUCCAGCAGGAGUUGCCAAAAGUUUCGUACGUGAAGGCAGUAGAUGUGUGGCUGGCGGCUUGCUUGGUGUUCGUGGUAGGAGCCAUGCUCCAGUACGCAUUGGUGAAUGUGCUGCUGCAAAGGGAGGCAGACAGAAAUAAAAAGGAACCGCACCAUGCAGUAAAUCGUGUCAAUCCGGAAGCCUUAUCAAUGACCGACACACCCGCACCAUUGGUCAGCUACUGGUCCCCCGGAAAGGUGGACAUGUUUGGAAGAGUGGUGUUCUUUGUGGGAUUUGCAGUUUUUAAUCUGUUUUAUUGGCUUUUUUAUGUGCUGUUAUAACAGUAUGGCAAAAAGGGUACUUUAUUCGCAGGAUUUCUGAUAAUGUAGAAAGAGAGAGAUUGCUUCACUAAGAAUAUGACAAACGUCUACGCCCAUCUAAGAAACUGAAGCGAACGUCCAUUGGUUGUUCAAAUUGUAGGUGAUAUAUGAAAAUAAAUAGUAACAAAGACAAAAAAUUAGGUGUAAUGAGAGAAACUAUAAAUUUAAAUUCCGAUUUUAUCGAUACAAUUUUUGGUGUCCUUCUCUUACUGGCAUGAUAGAUAUGGGCAUCCAAUCCAUCUAGUCGGUGCCAAGUAGCUUCCAUGGAAUGGGGUGGGUUGACAGGAAGAAGAAAAAUCGAGGAGUCUGCAUCUGAUGUUAUCAACACUAUUAUGGCCACUUGACUAUGCUUUAUCAUGAAAAUGGUUAUCAUUGGCAGUUUAUAUCUAGCCAGGUUGUUAAAUCGACAUCGGGUUUGAUACAUUAGUCAAAAUGAGCAAAUGGAAUGUAUGCAUUGUUUUGUGUUUAAAAGGAAGUAAUAUUUCAAUAGCUAGAUAUAAAAUCUAUAACUUGCUUUGAAAUAAUAAUGCAAUUGGGCAUUAGGCUCUUUAUCAUUCUACAUCCCACGGCUGGGGCUUCAUACUUGGUGUACGAGGUGUUCGCUUGCCUGUACAACAUGUAGGUCUCGCUGAUGAUUCUCUUGUGUUUCGAAUCCAUUGCACGACUCUUCUUGUAUCUAGUAGAUAGGGAUCAAUUGUACAAUUGUACCUGACGUAUCUACACAC